AUGACUUCUUUUUUAGGCCAACUUUCCCAAAAAAAUAAAGUUCUGGAUACUAAAAGUUUAAAUGAUACUCAGUCAAAUGGCUUAAAUGGUGAUAUUGUUAAUGAUGAAAGUAAUGGAAGCAAUGAUGCUUCUGAUGGUUGGAGGAAUCGGAUCAAAGAAAAUAGCUUUCAAAAUAUUCUAGCAAUUCUUUUAAAUUAUAGUAAAGUGAUUCUAAACAAGAGAAUUCUUAUAAGAACAUUUGCAUUCUAUUUAAACAAUUCCAAAUGGUGGAUAUUCCCAGCAUUUAUAUUGUUUUUAAGUUAUUGCUAUAUUUGUCAAUUUUCAUUCUCAAAUAAUCAAUGUGCAUUUUGGAUAAUCAAAACCACUGAUCUUGAUUCACAGUAUAGAAAUUUCAUUGUCAUUAAUGAUGAUGGUCAUCACCAUCAUAACCAUGAAGUUGGUUUCGAGUAUAGUGAUUCAUUGGUUAGAGCUGCAGUUGAAGAACAAGUGAAAAAUAUAUGUGCUGCUGAAGUGGAAAAACGAAUUAAACCAUCACUGCCACAACAAGCCAAUCAUGAGGUUACAACUUAUCAAAGAUAUAUUGUUAAUGAUGUGAUUGCUAAUCUAAUUAGGAAUGAAAUUCAUAAAACAGUAGAAGAGAAAUUGCAUGACUAUUCACAGGAUAAAUUGAAUAGAGCUGAUUAUGCUCUUUUAUCAGGUGGUGCCAAGAUCAUAAGUGUGUUGACAUCUCCAACAUAUGAAACUUGGCCUACAAAGUGGUCUCAACAAAUUAUUGCAUCAGUAACUGGUCAUGGAAUCACACGAGGUAGACCACCAACAACAGCUAUUCAACCUGAAAUGCAUGUUGGUCAGUGUUGGCCUUUUUCUGGAGAAAAAGGUCAAUUAGCUAUAUUAUUGAGUAGAAAAAUAUUUGUUACAGCAGUAACAUAUGAACAUGUGACUAAAAAGUUAGCUAUGGAUGUUACCAGUGCGCCAAAAGAAUUUGAGGUUUGGGGUUUUGUUUAUGAUAUUGAUGAUAAUAAUAAUAAUCAACAGGGAAAAGUUGGCAAUGAACAAGGCGAUGAUGAUUAUGGAAAGGAAAAGGAAAAGCAGGAACAAGGGCAAAAUGAUGAGUUACUGUUUAAAAAAAAUGAUCAAUACAAUCAAGAAAGUGGUGAAAUUGUAUUAAAUAAUCAUAAUAAUCAUGAUGAUAAAUAUGAACCAAAAAAUAGUUUGAAUGAUCUGAAUGAUUCAGAUAAUAAUAAUAAUUCAGGUUAUAUAAGUGUAGGUGGAAGAGAUUUAAAACUUGGCUCAUCACCAAAUCAUUUAUUUUUGGGGAAUUUUGUUUAUAAGAUUGAUGGACCUUCUAUACAAACUUUUGAAGUGAAUAAUUUAGGUGUACCAAUAAGAGCUAUAGUGAUGAAAAUAAAGAGUAAUUGGAAUAAUUAUGAUUAUACUUGUUUAUAUAGAUUUCGUGUUCAUGGAGCACAGCCAAAGCACCAACCUUUUUAUGUACAUGUAUAG
Molecule: messenger RNA, 1503 nt
Organism: Entrophospora sp. SA101
Lineage: Eukaryota; Fungi; Glomeromycota; Glomeromycetes; Entrophosporales; Entrophosporaceae
Source: the annotation of a GenBank genome assembly